Molecule: messenger RNA, 5866 nt
Organism: Diabrotica virgifera virgifera (western corn rootworm)
Lineage: Eukaryota; Metazoa; Arthropoda; Insecta; Coleoptera; Chrysomelidae
Exons: 8
Coding region: 3465-5822 (785 amino acids)
Source: RefSeq, a predicted model, not a curated record
AUGAAAUGGAAUAAGCAGUUGUUCCACAUCUCUAACGUAAGGAUAUGAAGAAAAAUUGAUUCUUAAUAUCGUGUGUAUUUUUCACCAGCGCGAAUUAGUGCUUGAAAUCUACGUGGCAUGCUGCGUAUAAGCCUGUCGAUAUCUUGUUGAGGUACCUAUAUUUUCCCAUUCUUCGAUUAGAGUUUCUUUUAGUUGUUGAAGGAUUUGAGGUGGAUGUGGGCGCCUCGGGACACAUCUAUCUAACAUAUCCCAAAGAUGUUCAAUUAGUAUAAGCGAAUAAAUGCAAUACACUCUUAACUGCUCAACACAUCAAGGUGUUAUAGCAGGUGUUCCGCGUGCAAUGCUGCCAUGUUCACUAUUGGAGUCACUGGAGUAGUUGUUGCUAUUGAUCCAAAAAGUUAAGCUUUGCUUGGGUUUUCGGUAACCUUAACCGACAGCAAAUGACUCUUGUUUUCCACGCUGUACAUGUGAACAUGGCAGCAUUGCACGCGGAACACCUGCUAUAACACCUUGAUAUGUUGAGCAGUUAAGAGUGUAUUGCAAUUUUUCGCUUAUAUUUUAUAGUCAGAGGACACAGUCCCCAAAGCAGAACGGACAACUUUCCAAUGGUGAACCCAAACGUCACUAAUGAUAGUCUGGGUGGACCGAAACAGCUGUCUAGUGUUUCACACUUGGUGAGUUGUGUUGUUCUGCAACCAUUUGGAUCAAUAGUGUAAUUCAACACCGGGAGAGGCAUUAGCCAUCGGAGUAGUUGUUGCUAUUGAUCCAAAAAGUUAAGCUAUGUUCAAUUAGAUUUAGAUCGAGACUCAGGGGUGGCCAAUCCAUGGUUUGAAUCCCGUGCUGCUGAAGGAAGUUCUUGGGUUUGAUUUCCUUUUACGACCCUGUCCAAUGCGUCUUUUAUAUCGACCGGUUUCUACAUAUCGAUUCCAAGCAUGAUGGAUGACGGAAGAACUGACGAUAAAAUUCCUUGCCACCUGUCGAAUACUGGUACCAUUUUCAUUAGUAACAACAAGAACGAUUUCUUGCUUAUUUGUAUAUCAUUCUGUCAUCUCUCAUUUUGAAAAACUAGUGUGAAACUUAACAAUUUAUGAUGAAAUGUAAAAUUUCUAGAAUAAAACAACUGAAAACUUUUGUUUUCUGUACUUCCACAAAAUUUAUUUAGUAAUUGUCACUACAGCUGUUUCGGCAACUUGCCUUUCUUAAGUGAUGGUUAACCUACUGUGCGUUCAGGUUAUAUAGUUUCACUGAACAGGUUGAGGAGGGGGAGUUGUUAGUCUCAAGUUCGUCAUUCAGAAUUGGUGUCUUUUAAUUUUCAUAGAUUCUAAUAAAGAUAGCUUAAGGCUUUUAUUUUGGACGUGAAGAAUUUGAAAUUGGUCGUUAAAAGAAUGAUUAUGAUCUAGAAGGUGAAGUGCAUAUGUGGAUUCUGUUUUCCUAUUAUUGAAAGCCCUUUUAUGUUCUGUUAUACGUUUGUUGAAGGCUCUACCGGUUUGACCGAUGUAAGCUUUUGGACAGUCUCCACAGGUGAGUUUAUAAACCCCAGUGUGUAAGUGCAUGUUUUUCGUUUGGCUCUUGUUGUUCUUAAUAUAUUUAAAUGCUGGUGUUAUUCUUUUCUUUUGAUCUGUCUGGCUAUUUUAGUUAAUAUAUUACCUGUAUAUGACGUGAUCGAGCAAUAUAUUGUAUUGGGCUUUUUCUCUUGUGGUGGGAAGAUUGAUUUAAGGGCUUUCUUGAGUAGUUUUUGCUGUAACAUUUUGUUUAUUAUGUGUUCGUUGUAUCCAAUAUUUAUUGCUAUAAGUUUAAUGAUAUUCAAUUCUACUUCGAAGUUAUUAUUUGACAUUGGGAUUUCUGUCAAUCUGUGGAACAUACUAUAGUAGGCUGCUAAUUUAUGUUGUGCAGGAUGGGAUGAAGUACUGUGUAUGGUUGUGUCAGUAUGUAUAGGUUUAUGAAAUACAGAGAACUCGUGUUUGUUUUCAAUUCUUAUAAUUUUUAAGUCUAGAAAAUUUAUUGACUGGUUUUGUUUUAUUUCUCUUGUAAAUUUAAUAUUACUAUGGAUUGAAUUAACGUAUGAUAAGAUUUGGCCAAAUUCAUGAAACAUAAAAUAAUGCAAUGUCAAAACCUGUAGCAUGUUAUUAAUUAUUCAUACUUUAUAGUACAUUCUUAACUUUUGUUAAAGGUAUUUCAUACCGAAAUUAAGAAGUAUUCAUGGUUUAGCCUAUUUCUCCUUCGUGGCUAUGAGUAAUUGCAUUAAAUCAGAGUUGUGCAGCUGAUUUGUAAAAUGGGAUUAUUUCGUAAACUGUUAAGUUUUGAAGUUAUUAACAAUUAUACCUUUUUUUGUUAAAAUCAUGUAACUCUAAUAUUUUUUUACCCAAAUAGUGCUAACUUAAAGAGCAAAAAAGUUAAACGCAAAUGUAUGCCGCCUAUGUGGCGUAUGUGGCGUCCUCAAUCAGCUACAUCAGUCAUCAAAGUAUGCAUCAAAUUAUAAUUCCUCGUACUCAAAAGCCUACAGUCAUAAAUUUUAAUUCGUAAAAAUGUCUACAAACAUGAAAGUUGUAGCGAAAAAUAAAAUUUUAAAUUUCAACUUUAACACCCUGUAUCUUUCUUAAUACAUAUUUACAUUUUAAGCAAACUGGCUUAAAUGGGAAUAUUUUGAAGUUUAGAGUCUACUGUUUCUUUUUGUACAAUUACUUACGGAUCACCCUGUAUAAAAAUAUGAACAAAAAUGGAGCAAAAAUGAUAUUUAUUUAAUACUUAGGUAUAAUUUAUUUCAUGAGAAGAUAAAAAUCGUGAUCACCAAUUUCGACAUGAUGUUUUUUAGUUAAUAAAAAUAGAAUUGGAUGCAGAUUAAGGAUUUAUUAGAUUCUGUAAUGAAAUAUAUUUAAAACAGUAAAUAUUCCAGAUGAAAAAUAAAGUGAUAACGACAGCUUACAAGGUACCUACCUGUAAAAAUAUAAUCCCUUUCUGAAUAACAUAAUACGUCAUUUUAUAAAAAGGUAACUAUGGAUAUUGUGAUUUGUCACGUUUAUUUCUUUUGAAAAUACACAACAAUAUUACUGUUUAAUCUCCUUGUCUCCCAAUAACUUACCUAUUUCAUUGUUAAGUUAUAUUAUCUUCCUAAUUCAUUGUUUAGUUUUCGGAAAAUAUGUAAAUGUGCAGAACAGCCAACUCUUUAUCUCACUUUUCUUAACAUUGCUUUUAGGAAAGAUUAUUUAAAUAAGAUUUCAAAAGGUUUUACGACAUGAACGUGUAUUAUUAUAUUAUAUUGUAUUUUGGUAAUCCUAAGAUAGGCCCUUAAUUUUUGUAAAAUCGUAAAUCCUCUUUUAGUGGAUUUUUCAUAACAUCAUGAAACAUCUUUGUCCGAUAAUUUAGUAUAAAUACGGUAACUUACUCUUAAAAUUUUAAAUCAGUUUUAAGUGUAGUACUGAAAUAUUUCGAGGCCUGUUAAUAUUUGUGGAAGUGAUCUACGUACGAUGAAUAUGAACAAAAUUAAACAUAAAUAUAAGUUUCGUUCACGUACAGUGAAAUUAGUGAAUGAAGCCUUAAGUACAGAGUGCCAUUCUAAGCCUCUCGAUCAAUCAAGAUCAUCAAACGGUAGCGAAUAUACUCCUACCUGUUUCAGUGAUGAUUUGGAUGACUCAUAUGAAAUGCACUCUAUUUCUAUUGAAACAACAGAUGACAGUGUGGCAAAUAAACAACAAACAGAUUGUGACUUGAUGUAUGAAAAUGAUGCUAUUUUAGAUGACUCUACCCCUAAUCCAAUAUAUCAAGAACUUAUAGCAUCAUCUUCUCUCGAUAAUAUAGAAAAAUCAGCGGAUGAAACUAAUUCCUCACUUAUUGACAGUGUAUGUUUGAAGAAAAGAAGGAUACGAAGAAAACACAAUUGUAUUUACUGCGACAUCCCUGUUUUAAAUUUUGCUAGACACCUUGAAAGAAUUCAUAGUGAUGAACUUGAGGUUCAAAAAUACUUAUCUCUUGACAAAAAGGAUCCGAAACGAAAAUAUUUCAUUGAUAAAAUACGAAAGGAGGGAGACUUCUGCAUUGGCAAAUCCGUACCUGUGUUUCGUAGAAAUGUUUUAAGUAAUAGUGAUGAAUCUUCGACUAAUUCAAACAUGCUUCCAUGUAUACACUGUAAAGGAUAUUAUGCCAAAAAAUCGCUUCGGCGCCACAUUAGACGGUGCUAUUUUAAUGAAAAAAAGGCAACAGGAAAAGUACGACAUCAGUCCGAAGCCCAAAACCUAAUGGCUACUAAUUUUGGAUCAACCGAUCCACUAAGGACUUCGGGUGUUUUAAAUUCACUAGCUGCGGAUGACAUCUCUUUAGUAGCAAAGAAAGACAAACUUAUAUGCGAUGUAGGAAGGAAAUAUGUAAAAAGUCAUAAAGACAGACAUCUGAUUCAAGUAGCCAAACGACAAAUGCGGCGUUUAGCACGUCUUCUAAUACAAUCCAGGAAAAUUGAAAACAAUAGCAAUUUAACGUUAUUUUUCCUCCUACAUCCCUCAAAGUUUAAAACAAUUGUGUCCGCAACUCGGUCAAUUGCGAAUUAUAAUACCGAGAGCAAAUGUUUCCAGUCACCAUCACUUGCUCUUCAGAUGGGUACAUUAAUUAAAAAAGCAAUCAGUUCUGCUUAUUCUAUGGAGGUUCAAAGGGAUGUCGAUUCUGCUAAUAUUAAGAGCUUAGACGUCAUGAAAAAACUUAUCGAUGAUCAAUGGGCGUUAGAAAUAUCGACUGAAGCUGGACAGAAUAUUCAAAUCAAUCGAUUUAAUAAACCGACCCUGAUUCCCAUGGCUGAGGAUAUUGCUAAAAUGAAGACUUAUCUGGAUGAGCUUAUAACAUCUUCAAUAACUCACCUGGAUGAAAAUGUGAAUAACACACAAGCGUACAAAUGUCUGCUCGAAGGUACAUAUUGCAGCUUACUACUUUUUAAUAAGAGACGAGUAGGGGAGCUGCAGAGAUUACCUUUAGAUAUUUAUUUAAAACAUCAUGAUUCUCAAUCUUCUAAAGAGUUUGAGAAAGUCCUAACAGAAACCGAGAAAAUUUUAGUUCACUCUUUAAAACGCAUAGUAAUAAGAGGUAAGAGAGGUAGAGGCGUACCUGUUCUGUUUGACAAAUUGACCAAAAGUGGAGUUGACACUUUAAUUAAAUAUAGGAAUAAUUUUUUUACCUCUUACAACGAAUACCUAUUUGGCAUACCGAAUACUAUUAACUGCAUCAGUGGAUAUCAUGUUCUCAGAAAGCAUGCUUCUAAGGUGUUGAAUGAUGCAAACAAAAUCACUACCCUCACGUCAACUCGCCUCAGAAAACACUUAGCAACAAUAAUACAAAUUUUAAAAAUGGAAAAGGGUGAACUAGAACAACUAGCAAAAUUUAUGGGGCAUACCUCAAAAACUCAUGAUGAGUGGUAUCGUCUCCCGUCAGACAUUUACCAAACCGCAAAAGUUUCCAAAAUAUUAUUGCUCGCUCAAAACACUAAUAUUGACCAAUAUAAAAAUCGAAAUUUAAAUGAGAUUGAAGUCGAUAACGAGAUAUUGGAAGACGCAGAAGAAGCUGAUAGUGACGAAGAAAAUACUAAUCAACCUAUUCUUCAACAAAAUGAAGUAAACAUCCCGUCACAAAAUAGAAUAAAGGAGAAAGGUAAACGUAUUUUAGUUCCAUGGACAAAAGAGGAAAAAGAACUUACGCAAAAAUUCUUUGCACGUCAUAUUAAGAAGAAAAUUCCGCCAAAAAAAAUGGAAGUUUUAAAUUUGGUAGAAAAGUAUCCAAAUGUUUUUAAAAACAGGAAAUGGGACACAAUAAAAGUAUUUGUACAAAAUAAAUAUAAAUCACAAUAAUUCAUUCAAGUGAUUACGAUUUUCAAUAAAAUAUUCUAUUACAA